Molecule: messenger RNA, 2790 nt
Organism: Micropterus salmoides (largemouth bass)
Lineage: Eukaryota; Metazoa; Chordata; Actinopteri; Centrarchiformes; Centrarchidae
Product: mucin-5AC-like
Exons: 1
Biological process (GO): regulation of canonical Wnt signaling pathway
Cellular component (GO): plasma membrane
Molecular function (GO): beta-catenin binding; phosphatidylinositol-4,5-bisphosphate binding
Source: RefSeq, a predicted model, not a curated record
GGGUGGGUUGAUGACAGCCCCUGGCUCUGCAUUGCUGACGAAAGCUGCUUAGGUCCUCAGUUGCUAUGGCAACCAGGGAGAGCAGCCAGACAAAAAACGAGGCAAAGGGGAGGGGCUUUCAAGGGAGAAAUAGAGGAGAAAGGGCUGGAUGAGAAAGAUAGAGAGAGGGAGGGAUACAGAGCCGAUAAAGAACGCAUUGAGAGCAACAGAGGCAAAGCAAGUCUACAGACGGAGAUAAGGUCUGGAUAUAAAUGCUCAAUCCACUGGCUGAGGAAUAAUAACUACAGCAAAAGACAGGAGGAUACAGAGAAAGCGGGAAGCAGAGAGAAGAUGGAUGUACAAAUGGACAACAUGGACCCCCCGCCUUGUGAAUCCCAGUCGAGUGGAAAAAUCAGAAAAGGAUUCAAGCUGUUUGGCAAACGCAAGCCAGGUAACAUAUUUUCUAUUCGAAGCAAAGGGGAUGGAAAUAACAAGUCACCUGUUAACAGGAGCAAAACCUUAGAUGGAUUAUCAGAGUCCGCUGCACCAGAUUCGGAGCAGGAUCCAGACAAGGAGAAGGGGCAGGAGAUGAGUCAAGGAGAGAGGGAGCAGGCAGAUGAGGAGCCGCUUGGCGAAGAUGGCGUAUUGGCUGCCACCCCUGCUCGUACCUCCAUUUCUUCAGUCAGCUCAGCCAAGUCCCUCAGCUUCCUGUCGUUACUGAGGGGUGGUCGGAGAGGAAUGGGGGACCGCCGAGUCCACACCGUGUCCCAGCCAGUGGGUCGGCAACGCCGGGGGCUGAAGGGUCUCUUUGGCAAUGUUAAGUUCCGGUCAAAAGAUAAAGAGGACAAGGAGGAAGCCCCUCCAAGCCCACUUCUAAUGUCGUCUCGAGCCAACAGUGUGGAAAUCAUCAAAGAGGACCUCACACUCACCCCCAAAUCCCAGCCUCGUUCUCUGGACAGCUCAGAGACUGAGAGCUGUGAGCCCCUCAAGAGCACAGAAAAAACAACACAGGACCGUGCAGCCACGACUCCAUCAGACACCAUAACUCCCCAGUUGACAGCAGGCAAUGUGAGUAAAACUAAUGAGCAUGUGCCGCCUUUACCCUCCUCUAAACCACCCUUGGUACCUGGUGAUAACAGCCUGAGCACCUUGCUGGCAGACAUCUCCUCUCUCCUGACCUUUGACUCAAUCUCAGGGGGUGGAGACAUCAUGGCUGAUGUGGAGGCAGAGUGGGGAAAAGCCUACAGUGCCAUCAGUGCUAUGGUGACUGAAGUCACGCCAUCAUCCACAUCUCUCUUCUCCAAACCCACCAUCUCCUCUCCGCUGACUUCUACCUCUGUCAGCACUGCUGCUAUGGCAAAACCCUCUCCUAUAGCCGUCCCCACAACAGCCCCAACCCAAUCCUUUACUGCUCUGACAAAGACAACUUCAACCUCGUCCCCCAUUGCCAAGCCAAGUACAAUCAUCACAACCCUGACUAAAUCUUCCACUUUGACUACUCAUUCAGUCAAAAUGAGCUCAGACUCUACUCAACCCUCUGAGCCUUCUACCAGCAUUAAAAUGAAAUCAUCUCCUACGCCCAUGCCAACAAAACCCUCAAUUGCCCAUGUAACAUUAACAAGCCUUUCAGCUCCAGUAAUGUCUUCCCCUUCAAUAACAGUUAAAUCCACACUGAGCUCCACCUCUACAACCACCACAGCUCCUCCGAACACCCUGGCGACUGUAGUCAAGGCUCCCUCAGUUAGUCCAACUCUUACUUCUACAGUCAGCAAAUUGGCUUCACAGAUUGCAGCGCCUCCUCAAAUUAUUGCUCCAGUAAGUAAAACUAGCCCUGUUGCUUCUCCUUCUCCUGCGUCAGCUAAACCUCCACCAGUAACCCAUAGCCCUCCCGCCACUGUUGCUUUUACUCAACCUUCACCUGCUAAAUUAGAUUCAGCUAGCAGUAUGAAUCUGCAAACUUGCACUUCUUACAAACCUUCGCUAAUUUCUACUGCAGGAGAAUCUAAAGCCCCAGUGACAGUAUCAGUGGCCUGCACCAAACCCCCCUCUCCUGCACCGGUUAUCCCCUCUAAGGUCACAACAUUUCCCACAUCAACUACAACCUCAGGCUCAGCAUCUGUGGCCCUUUCUAAGCCUAUACUCGCAUCUAGCCCAAUGGACUUAAAUAAAACCCCUCCUUCCAUCGUAACUGUUCCACAUCUUUGUCCUUCCUCUACCACGACUGCCACAACUAAACCCCAACCCAGCACUGCAUCAGUCCCUACUCCAUCUUCAACUUCUUUAGAUAAGAUUCCUCCCAUGACUAAACCCACUCCUGCGCCACUCUCUUUAGAUAAAAUGCCCCCUGAUCCCAUGCUGACCUCAGCCCCUACCACAUAUGCUGGUUUUUCUACAGCAUUCGCAACACCUCCUGCUCUGGGUAAGAUCCCAGUCUCCCAAUCUAAAGUCCCUCCUGCUCCUGAUCAGAUUCCAGUUUCUGUAUCUAAAGAUCUGCUUGCUCCUGUUCAAAUGCAAGUUUCUCAGUCUAAACCCCCUGCUACCCCUGCUCAAAUCCCAAUUUCUGUAUCUAAAGAUCUGCCUGCUCCUGUUCAAAUGCAUGUUUCUCAAUCUAAACCCCCUGCUACCCCUGCUCAAAUCCCAAUUUCGGCAUCAAAAGAUCCCCCUGCUCCUGCUCAUUUUCAAGUUUCUCAGUCUAAGCCCCUUCCUGCCCCUGUUCAGACCCUAGUUUCUGUACCUAAAGACCCACCUGCCCCGGCUCAGAUACCAGUUUCUGUAUCGAAAGACUUUCCUGCUCCGAUCCCAGUUUUUCAA